Urocitellus parryii (Arctic ground squirrel) is the source of this 1481-nucleotide messenger RNA. RefSeq names its product family with sequence similarity 199, X-linked (gene Fam199x). The record is from RefSeq and is a predicted model, not a curated record. NCBI's taxonomy places the organism in Eukaryota, Metazoa, Chordata, Mammalia, Rodentia, Sciuridae.
GGCAGCGGCGGAGGCUGCGGCUGCAGAGGCCACUGGGGCGCCGACUGGGUGGCCGGCGACCCUCUCUGCCCUCGUGCAGCCUCUUCACACAGAUCCGCACUCCCUGAGCAGCGGGGACCUCGGUGCUCAGCCCGCCAGCGAGCUGCGGUGGGCACACCCUGGAGCUGCGGUGACAGCGGACAGGUUAGAGUGGGGGCAGGGGAGGGCGCGGGAACAGCCCAGGGCCAGAGAAGGAGUCCAAGCCGGACAAUCUCCAGCCAUGUCCGACGAGGCGUCGGCCACCACUUCCUACGAGAAGUUCCUAACCCCGGAGGAGCCCUUCCCGCUCCUGGGACCCCCUCGUGGCGUGGGCACCUGCCCCAGCGAGGAGCCAGGCUGCCUGGACAUCAGCGACUUUGGCUGCCAGCUGUCCUCCUGCCAUCGCACCGACCCGCUCCACCGCUUCCAUACCAACAGGUGGAACCUAACUUCGUGUGGAACAAGUGUUGCCAGCUCAGAAUGCAGUGAGGAGCUGUUUUCAUCAGUUUCUGUUGGAGAUCAAGAUGAUUGCUAUUCCCUGUUAGAUGAUCAAGACUUCACUUCUUUUGAUUUGUUCCCUGAGGGGAGUGUCUGCAGUGAUGUGUCUUCUUCUAUUAGUACUUACUGGGAUUGGUCAGAUAGUGAAUUUGAAUGGCAGUUACCAGGCAGUGACAUUGCCAGUGGAAGUGAUGUACUUUCUGAUGUCAUACCCAGUAUUCCAAGUUCACCUUGCCUGCUUCCUAAAAAGAAAAACAAGCACCAAAAUUUAGAUGAACUUCCUUGGAGUGCAAUGACAAAUGAUGAACAGGUGGAAUAUAUUGAGUAUCUGAGCCGAAAAGUCAGUACUGAGAUGGGCCUUCGCGAGCAACUUGAUAUUAUUAAAAUCAUUGAUCCUUCUGCUCAAAUCUCCCCUACAGACAGUGAGUUUAUCAUUGAACUUAACUGUCUCACAGAUGAAAAACUGAAGCAGGUCAGAAACUAUAUCAAGGAGCAUAGUCCUCGCCAGCGGCCUUCGAGAGAGGCCUGGAAGAGAAGCAAUUUUAGUUGUGCAAGCACUAGUGGAGUGAGCGGUGCCAGUGCCAGCAGCAGCAGUGCCAGCAUGGUCAGUUCUGCAAGCAGCAGUGGGUCCAGUGUUGGAAACUCUGCUUCAAACUCCAGUGCCAACAUGAGUCGAGCACACAGUGACAGCAACCUGUCUGCAAGUGCAGCAGAGCGGAUUCGGGAUUCAAAAAAACGAUCUAAGCAGCGGAAGUUACAGCAGAAGGCCUUUCGCAAGAGGCAGCUGAAGGAGCAGAGGCAGGCCCGGAAGGAGAGGCUUAGUGGGCUCUUCCUUAAUGAAGAAGUGCUGUCCUUGAAAGUGACUGAGGAAGACCAUGAAGCAGAUGUUGAUGUUUUGAUGUAAUAAGGAUGAAUUUAUCAGUGUUCUUUCUAAGCAUUAUUCUAUCCUUAUUGGUUUACAUGCA